AUGAAAUAAAAAUAUGGAUUUAAAUAAUAAAUAAGUAAAAAUAAAUUUUUAAUUUAAGACUUCAAAUCAUAAAGAUUGUUCGAAAAGAGAAGGGGAGAAGAUAAAUUGUUUGAUUAUCUUUGGUUACCUGUAAUCUCUAUGAAAUUUUCGACAUCAGUCUUAAUGUAUUAUAAUUGA
Molecule: messenger RNA, 177 nt
Organism: Tetrahymena thermophila SB210
Lineage: Eukaryota; Ciliophora; Oligohymenophorea; Hymenostomatida; Tetrahymenidae
Exons: 2
Source: RefSeq, a predicted model, not a curated record